Molecule: messenger RNA, 2010 nt
Organism: Synchytrium microbalum
Lineage: Eukaryota; Fungi; Chytridiomycota; Chytridiomycetes; Synchytriales; Synchytriaceae
Exons: 2
Coding region: 1-2010 (669 amino acids)
Cellular component (GO): Cul4-RING E3 ubiquitin ligase complex
Molecular function (GO): protein binding
Source: RefSeq, a predicted model, not a curated record
AUGGUGGCCAAUACCAGUCACAAUCAUCAUAUAACGAGUCGACCCACGCGGUCAUCACCACGACGAAGAAUCCCAUCAAACCCAAUAGUAUCAGGAUCAGCAGGAGGCUCUAGUCCUCCGACUCUGCACUCCCAUGCUGCCCUACCAUAUGCUAGGAGACAUAGUAGUGCCAGUAGAGCUGGAUCGCCGCCACUGCCAUCAUCAACAUUUGCCUUCGGAUCUACAUCAGCAUCAAACCAAGAUCUCACAGCACGAUCACCAUCUUCAGCACAAGAUAUAGUUUUAGAUAUUAGUGAUCGGGUUAAUGAUGAGGAUAUUGAGGAUGUUGGUACUGUCUAUCCAUAUCGUCGAGGAUCUGCUGCUGCUCUUGUAUCAGGGCUCUUGAACAAGCUCCCAUCCUUGUUGCAAUCGGCUACAGCAUCAAGGAACGCGAUGUGGGAUUAUGAUGGUGAAAAUCCUGCUGCUCCAAAGCCUGGUCCGUCUCAACCAGUGCAUGAAGGACCUCUAAGUCUCUACUUGCGGUCAAGAGAAACUCAAUCACAAACAAUAAAUAGACCAACAGCUUCAUCCGCCAAGAUCAGCUGGCGUGAACCACCAUCUGGACUAAUAGAUCAAGUAGACGCAUAUACAGCUCGUAGAGUGCCACAUCUCCUUUUAGAACGGGAAUUCGAUGUCUCUGGAUUGGAUAAAGUCUUUGCUGCUGCAUGGCUAUCCGACUCUGAAGUUGUCAUGGGCACUAAGUGUGAUAGAAUGUUUGUACUGGAUACAGACCUCAUGAAGAAGAUCGAAAUCCCGACUGUUCAUCAUACUGGUAUGAUGAAUAAUGUCAAAGUCUUGUCGCCUUCAUCAUCGAUAUCAUCGGUAUCAGGGUCGAUGAGCAUGAUCCAACAACAGCUAUCGAAUAGUAAUGAUGAGAACAAUAACAUACUCAAUGGUCAACCGGUAGCAACACCAGCGAUCAACUGCUGCGGAAUUCACGCCAUCGCCAUCAAUCCAUCAAAAACGCUAUUAGCUGUAGGAUCUGGCAAUCCAACUGCCGCUAUAGAUGUCUAUCAACUUCCAUCAUUUACACCACUGGUUACUCUCCUGGGUCAUUCCGACAUGGUCUUCUCUGUAGCAUGGGUAUCCGAUAAUGUACUUAUUAGCGGUUCUAGAGACAUGAGUGUAAAGAGCUGGACGAUACCUCUAGAAUCUAUUUAUGGACCACCACCAACAAUAACAUUUGCUCCCAAUGGCCAAACCAUCCUUCCCUUCUUCCCAGUAAUCCAUCCAACUCUAUCACGCAAGGAACACCGUGGCAAAGUCCGAGAUCUAAAACAUAAUCCUCAACAGAAUCAAGCUGCUACAUUGUCUACAGAUGGCUUCGUCAAGAUUUGGGACGCUAGUGUCUUGACUCCCAUAUCGUCAGUACCCUUAUAUCAUACUCAGGAAACAGUAUGUUUAGCAGCAGAUACGAAACGAAACUUGUAUGCAGUAGGAUCUCAAUCUCAUAUAUCAUUGAUUGAUCCACGAGUAGGAUCUUUAGUACACGUGCUGGACUCGUGUGAUGAGACCUGGGGUGUCCGAUCCAUCUCGAUGGAACGUGAUAUGGUGACUGUGGGAGGAGGUCUUGGCCGUAUCUCCUUUUAUGAUCUACGAGCUCAACGAUAUAUGGAUAUAGGUCCUUCUCCAUCUACUAGAUCAAUCAUAAUGAGACCGCCACGAAGCAGUUUGAGACAACCGUCGUCACUUGCAUCUGCUGGAGGCAUGCCCCAGUCACUCGAAGAUUAUAGUCAGACCGGCAUUUAUCUGAGCAGGUUAGUAUCUCAAGAUGUACCACGUCAUGUCAGUUUCUUGCAGACUGGAACUGGAUACUUGUCUCGUGAUUUGACCUGGCAGAGCCACUUCCAAGGAGUAGAAGUUAGGAAUGCAGUUUAUGCCUUGUGUUAUGAUCCAUCAGGAGCGAGAUUGUUUGCAUCUGGAGGUCCAUUGCAACUCAACCUCGCUGGCUGUUACGCCGCCAUUUGGUAG